Messenger RNA from Carcharodon carcharias (great white shark), 7130 nucleotides. RefSeq names its product NLR family, CARD domain containing 5 (gene nlrc5). The record is from RefSeq and is a predicted model, not a curated record. The transcript has 58 exons. Gene Ontology annotation, molecular function: protein binding. Gene Ontology annotation, biological process: regulation of apoptotic process; inflammatory response; positive regulation of MHC class I biosynthetic process. The coding region runs from base 747 to 6911 and encodes 2054 amino acids. Lineage: Eukaryota; Metazoa; Chordata; Chondrichthyes; Lamniformes; Lamnidae.
UUAUUUUGCGUAUAUUCAAAUCAAGAGUGGUUUGAUACAGGGCCAAAAUGUUCAUAAAGCUUUAGGUUUCAUUUUCGUUUAGUGCAGUGCUAUACAAUUGCUGUGGAUAUUCCUUUUCCGGAGAAUGAAAGCGUGACGAUGGAAUAAAAGGACAAUUUUCGGUUGCCCCUUCUACAUGCAGGAGGUGUCUGGUUCGGCCUUUUCCAUCUACCCUGAAUUCACAGCAGAAUGGAGCGAUGUGAUUUCGUGCAGUCCUUGCUUUGAAAGGAAUGGCUAACCGCUGGCAAAGGGCAGGUGUUCGAGUCACCUGAAAAUCUCCUGUCCAGACCACAUAACAAUCAGUUGCUGCCAGAACUGUGAGCUUUUCCAACAUUUUCUGUGUUUAUAAUACAGGAUAUUACUGUACCCAUUAACCACUUUGUAUGAAGAGGAAACUAAAUAGAGGAAGAAAGAUUCCCACUGUGAAGAAUUCCCCCGCUUUGCGAUAACUUCAAAUGCAUUCUUCUCGGCAAAUAUUGAGACCAAAUGGCUUCUAAGGUCAAAAAAACUGCAGGCAUGACUCCACGCAAAUGAUCAGAACCUCACAAGUCAAAUCUUGCCGCCCGGAGCCCACGUGAUUUUCUGUAAACGAUCAGCGUAUAAGUUCCUGGAAACGGGCGCAGCAGCGAGCUGCUUUCAGUUUCGGCGUGAGUGGAGUUGUUGCUUACGAUGGCUAAUGGAACUACUGAUUUCUCUUUGUGGUCGCAAUGCAGGUGCAGAUUACUGGGAUGAGCACCGGUGGAAUUAAGGAAGUGCUGGAGAGUAACCAUGGUCACCUGGUGGAGUGUCUCAGUUUGGAAGCCGACCAUGUCCUUGAAGAGGCCAAGGGUAUCCUCAGCGAGGAGGAGCUGAACCUUGUCAUGAGCCAAGGAACCAAUGUGGAGAAAGUUUCACUGCUGCUAAACAAAUUGAUGACCAAAGAUAACGACACCUGCAAGAAAUUCAUUGAAACUGUCAUUAUCAUUAUGCCCUGCAACUCAUUCCCUAUGUGUCUCGAGAACAUGCUUAUGACAGCUGGAGAUAAUGAAACAGAAGGUUUGUUGCACCAGCAACAGAAUGAAUCUAAUUCCGACAAUACACAAGUAGAAUCAAGUGUCACAGAUGCUGGAAGAAAACGGAAAGCAGCACAAGUGGCAAACCCUAAACCUACUGAAGUAAAACGAUCGAGAAAAGGUAACCAUUGCAAAGCAGCAGCAGUAAAAUCCAGUUCUGUGGCCACUUUCACCAGCACUCUGUUGAACCCAAACCUGCUAGAAAUGGACAGUACAUCAUUUCAAACUGGAGAAGAGUAUUUGAAUUUGCCAGCAAUUUCAGACUCUGCAGAGGAUUAUAAAUCAUUAAUGAUAAAGACCAUCUCUCAGAAAUAUGAAGCCAACAUCGCAAAAGCAGAUGAAAUGAAACAAGUGAUCCUUGACCAGACAUUUAGAAGCCUGACCAUGAAGGAUGGAAAUGUGGCGAAACUGAAGGAGAGAAUAGAUGCUAGUCGGGAUGAUGUGUUCAGUUCACCAGGGCUGGAAGAGAGUCAGGACUCAGUUGCAAACCUAGCAGAGUUCCUCAACAGAAAGCAUGUCUCCAAUUGUCGCGUGCACAUUCUACUUGGAAAAGCAGGAACUGGAAAGACCAAGUUAAUGCACAAAAUUUGCUAUGAGUGGACGCAAGGGGCCGUUUGUCAGUUCCAGUACAUCUUUUUGUUUGAGUUCCGCCAACUGAAUCUCAUCAAAAAAAGCAUAGAUCUGAAGAGUAUGUUGUUUGACUUGUUUCUUCAGCCGGAAAGGAACUCCCAUUCCGUAUUUAGAUUUAUAGUAAGAAACCCAGAGAAGAUUUUGAUCCUGUUUGAUGGAUUCGAUGAGUUUGCAGGGAAAGCCUCUGUCCACACCUCGGCUGUUUCCAGUGAUCCCAUUGCACCACUAUCAGUGGGACAGUUAUUUUCCAGCUUGUGUCAUGGGAAACUGCUACCUGGAUGUACAAUUCUAAUAACUUCCAGGCCCAAAGACAUCCUCUGCUUGCCUUUAGAUGUUGUGGGUCAGGUAGGGGAAGUCUCGGGUUUCAACCAGUGUAAAAUCGAAGAAUAUGCCAGUCGUUUCUUCAAGAACAGUGAACACAAUCGUCAGGCAACCUGCCACUUGCAGAAGAAUAGGAAGGUAUUAAACACGUGCUCUAUUCCAGCCAUGUGCUGGGUCGUUUUCCUCUGUCUUGAGCACUUGUUAUCUCAAAAUUGUUUAGAACCCAAGCUACCUCAUACAAUGACACAAUUCUAUAUUAAGAUGCUUACUGUGUUUUUAAGGAAAGGUACCAAUACUAAAGUGGCAAAUGUUAAUACUGAAAACCAACUGCUAAACAAACACAGAGAAGAGAUUCAGGGACUUUGCAAUCUUGCAAGAAAGGGGCUCCAGGAGAGUAAGUCUGUGUUUUAUUUAAGAGACCUCCUCUCUGAAAAGGUCACUCAUUUUGCUUCCUCAUAUGGGUUUCUUACCACUUUUGAAGUGAAGACAAUUGAUCAGAACCAGGAAAACGGACACGCCUUUGUUCACUUGACCCUCCAAGAGUUCCUGGCAGCACUUCAUCAGAUGAUUGACAGCACAAUUACUGACCAAAUGCUAAAGCGCAGGUUUUACCUCAAAUCAAAAUGGACGUCGAAGAAUGAUGUGAGAAAUGAGUUCACUGAUGCUGUUCACAUAUUUUUAUCUGGAUUAGCUUCAAAAGGAUGUAAGCAAUUCCUUAGUAUCUUGUCGAGCAAGAAUGAAGAGUGGGUGCAAAAGAAGCAGAAGGCCAUUUUACAGAACUUGCAAAAGUUAGCCACCACAAAUCUAACCGGGCCAAAAAUAAUUGAAUUGUGCCACUGUGUGUACGAGACACAAGACUGUGACCUUGCGCGGGAAGUUGCAGCACAUUUAAAGUCCAAAUUUGAGCUUCGAAACUUCAGGCUUACUCCAGUGGAUAUGACUGUUUUGACUUUUGUUAUAAAUAGUGGAGCCUGCUGCAUCUGCCUGGAUAUUGGAGGUUGUGCCAUGGACCUAGAAACUGUCGCCGUUUUGGGAACUUGCAAGAACAUUGAAAUUUUUGUUUUCAAAAGCAGAAAAUACGAGGACAAAUUUGCUGGAACGUUAUCUGAAAUCAUUCCUAAAGUCAACAGCCUAAAGAAACUUAUCCUUACAUCCUGCAGUAUUAGCAUGAAGGGUGCUGUCCACUUGUCUUCUGCACUGAAAAUCUGUCACCAUCUGGAAGAAAUAAACUUACAAGAUAAUGAACUGGGGGAUGCUGGGAUUGCAGUACUUGUUGAUGCGCUUCCUCAAAUGGGAAGCCUGAGAAAAAUUGAAUUGGGUGGCAAUAACAUCACUGUAGAUGGUAUUCUUAAUAUAGCAAAUGCUAUAAGCACCUGUCCGAAUAUCAUGCAUAUCCAGGUCAGUGAUAGUGGGAACAUUGCAACAGUUCAAUUUUUCACAGGCUCAACAAUCACCCCAAUUAACAGGUCCUCCGGGUCCUUAUCACCUUUGAUGGAAUGUGAAGGCAAUCACGAGGCACUACUCAGGAAACUCAGUCUUGUGAACUGCAAAUUAGCAGCACAGCAUGUUCAAGCUCUCUGCCGAAUCCUACAGUGCUGCCCCCAGCUGGCAUCCCUCGACUUGUCCGGCAAUGAACUGAAAGACCAUGGUUUAAGAAGAUUCAUUGAAAUCCUACCGGAUUUUCACAUUUCCAAACUGAUUAACCUCAGCAACAACGGCAUCUCGAAAGAUGGUGUUCUCUGCUUGGCAUCAGUCCUGAAGAAAUGCCCCAAGGUGUUUGAGAUUGAAGUGAGCCUGAUCCAUCCCCAGACAGUGUUACUUAAAUUAGCAGAAUGGCAAGAAGACACUGAAUUGAGAGAUGAACGGAAGUCCCCACUGGUAGAUUUUAGAUUGAGUUACACUGGAGAUUCAAAGAUCGUGCCUGCACCAUUGAGAAAACUAAGUCUGACCAACUGUUGUUUUCAAUUGGAACAUUUGGAAGAGCUGGGCUCUACACUGGAGAACUGCAAUGAUGUAGCAGAGCUGGACUUAUCGAAUAACUCCCUCGGAGAAAUGGGAAUCAAAAAGUUGGUUGAGCUGCUACCAAAGCUGCAUGUUUCAAAACAAAUAAACAUCAGCAAUAAUUUCAGCUCAUUGGCUGGAGUCCUUUGCUUGGCUGGAUGUCUGAACAGGUUCAAAGACAUAACUGAGGUGACAAUAAGUUUGGGGAAGAGUGGAAAAGGAUUAAUCAAGUUCCAUGAAAAAUACAGAUUUCAACAGGAACAAGAAUUCGAAGAGCCAUCAGAAAUCUUGUCAUUUGGAACUAAGUAUGGAUAUAAGGAUUUAUGUGUGCCAAAGAAAUUUAGACUUGAAGAAUGUGAAAUGGAUGGGGAAACCAUGAGAAAUCUUUGCUUGAUACUUGAACAGUGUUCUGGACUUACAGAGUUUGACUUGUCAAAUAACGCACUGAGUGAUGAGGUUAUUGCAGAACUACUGAAUCAUCUACCAGACCUACAUGACUUGAAGAUUUUGAACAUUACAGAUAACAUUAUUUCACCAGACGCUAUCCUUUUGCUGGCUAAUUCUCUGAACAUCUGUGAAAAUGUUCUGGAAGUAGAAGUGAGAGCGAGUGGGAGAGCCUCAAUAAGCCUGAUGAAGAAAGCUUACAGACUUGAAGAUAAUGGGAAAAAAACAAAACCUCCUUGCUCACGGAUUCUCAGUCUGAAGGAGUGUAACCUGGGCAAAAGGAGUGUGGAAAAACUAUUCGGGAUUCUCGAAUGUUGCAAGGACCUGACUGAGCUAGACCUGUCAUGCAAUUUACUUGGAGAUGAAGAGUUGCAGUGUCUGCGGGAUUUCUUACCAAAGCUGCAUGUUUUAAAACUAAUUGAUGUUAGCAACAACAGAAUCUCACCUGCUGCUGCUCUGUACCUGGUGGAAUCUCUCAAUACUUGCAGCAGUGUGGUGGAGGUUGAAGUGAGCUUGUCUUCACAUGGAAGGUCCCUUAUAAAGUUUGCAAAGAGAUGUGAAAAUAAAGUGUGUAGUGUGAAGGAAUGCAGAUUUAAAGAGGAAGAGCUGUUGAAAUUCUUCUCAAUUAUUGAAUGGUGCAGCCAUCUGACAGAACUGAACCUGGCCGGCAACAUGAUGGGGGACGAGGGCCUGCGAAAUCUGGUGGAAGUCGUAACCAAUCUCAAAGACUUAAAGGAGCUCAACCUGCAGAGGAAUGGAGUUUCUCUUGUUGCUGUGAAAGGCCUCUUAAUUGCACUAAAGGAUUGCCCUAAAGCACUAAUGGUCAGGUUUGAAGAACCGUGGAUAUAUGAUGAAGAUGCUGCUAAUCUUGUGCAGUGUGCCUGUUCCCAUUUGAAUAUCGCAGACAUUGGGAUAAAGAACAAUAACGUUUUAAUAAGGCUGGUGGAUUAUGGUUGGCAAUCUGCUGAGAUGCUUCGGUCUAACUAUGACAGCACCAGAAUGGACACUGGAGCACAGAAUUCUUCUCUGCGAUUAAUCAGUUUGUACCAGUGUGGAAUUGAAGCUCCUCAACUUCUUCAUCUUGCACCCAUCGUUAAACAGUGCCCACACUUAUUGGAGUUCCAUUUAUACCGAAACAGCAUUGGCAACAAAGGAGCAGAAACACUGGCUGAGAUCCUUCCUGCUUUCCAGGGUCUGAAGAAGCUGAGCCUUGAAUCCGUUGACAUAAGUUCUAAUGGGAUGGUGAAGCUGGCAGCAGGACUUCGCAAAUGCCACAGCAUCGAGGAGAUAAACUUGUCACAAAACGAACUGGGAUUGGAGGGAGUUUCUGAACUCGGGAAAACCCUACCAGGCUUGAAGCAGCUGAAGAAGAUCAACUUGUCUAGAAUCUCUACAGCCGCUGGUUUGGUUGGAACAAAUAUGUUGGCUGAAGGGCUCCGUGACUGCACAAGACUGGAAGAGAUAAACUUGGAUUCCUUGAUGCUGAAGGACAGUGGUGCACAGCUAUUAGCUGAAGGAAUACUAAGAAUGCCGUGUCUGAAGAAACUAAAUUUGAGGUGUAAUUCCAUUGGUUGCAAAGGGGCAAUGCAUCUUGCAAAUGGACUGAAAUGCAGCACUGCGAUUGUAGAAAUAGACUUAUAUGGAAACUGUAUUGAGGAUGUGGGCGCGUUGAAACUUGCAGAUAUAGUGCCCAAUAUGAAAAGUUUGAAGAUGCUGAACUUGACACAGAACAGCAUCACAGCAGCUGGUGGAGAGGGGCUGGCGCAAGCUCUUACUCAAUGCCCAUCAGUGGAAGAGAUUCACUUGUCCAUAAACAAGAUUGGUGAUCAAACUGCGAAGAAGUUGGCUGAAGCACUGUCGAAGCUGCCCUGCUUAAAGAUUCUGAACCUUCAUUCCAGUGAACUCACCGCUGAUGGUGGAGGAAGCCUGGCACGGGGUCUUAUGCUGUGCCCAAGUAUUGAAGUGAUAAGUUUACCUGAAAAUCGCAUUGGGAACAAAGGGGUGAUGGAUCUUGCAAUGGCACUACGAAAAAUGACGUCUUUAAAAAAGCUGGACCUUCAGUUGACCAGGUUUGAUGACAGCGUGGCAGAGGACCUUGCAGCCGGACUUGUCUGCUGUCCCAAUAUUGAAGAGGUCAUCUUAUCGUGGAAUAAUAUCAGUGAUGAGAGUGCAGUGAGGCUGGCUGAUGCCCUACCGAGAAUGCGGGGUUUAAAGAAACUAGAUUUGGAAGGAAACAAAAUCACAGCAGCUGGAGCAGAAAAGCUAGCAGCAAGUCUACGCCAGUGCUCGUUCAUUGAAGUAAUUCGGUCAACAAAGAGAACAUGGUCAUUAACCAGAUGUUACCUCCCUGUUCAUACAGGUUGUGGAAGAACAAAAUAUCCAAGGACAGGGAACAGAGCCUUCACGAACAGGAUUCCAGAUUAAAUUUUCUCCCGGUUUAGGACUGCACUUAUAACACAGGGGGGCCUUCCAGGCUACUAAUAUUAAAGUCACCUGUAGAGUUAACAACAUUUAACAGAACUUUGCACUACUUUAUGCACUUUGUCUGCAAUGGUUUUUAAAUGAUAUUUAUUGUAUUUAUUUUAAAACUUUUGUUAAUUUUGCAGGGCCAACCAUCUGAAUAAAAACAUUUGCACAUGUUAA